Molecule: messenger RNA, 2757 nt
Organism: Bactrocera latifrons
Lineage: Eukaryota; Metazoa; Arthropoda; Insecta; Diptera; Tephritidae
Gene: shakB
Product: innexin shaking-B
Exons: 8
Coding region: 1-1134 (377 amino acids)
Cellular component (GO): plasma membrane; gap junction
Molecular function (GO): gap junction channel activity
Source: RefSeq, a predicted model, not a curated record
AUGGAGUUUUUACGUGGUGUUUAUGCGUUCAUGCAAGUGAGUAGAUCAUCGGUGUCUCAUGUCAAAAUCGAUUCACCUGUUUUUCGCCUACACACAAAUGCAACUGUUAUUUUAUUAAUAACAUUCUCGAUCGCUGUUACGACGCGGCAGUACGUAGGAAAUCCCAUAGACUGUGUACAUACAAGAGACAUUCCCGAAGAUGUCCUCAACACGUAUUGUUGGAUACACUCGACAUAUACAGUGGUGGACGCUUUCAUGAAAAAACAAGGUUCCGAGGUGCCUUUUCCUGGAGUUCAUAAUUCGCAGGGACGCGGUCCUCUCACAAUAAAGCAUACGAAAUAUUAUCAAUGGGUAGCGUUCACGCUAUUUUUUCAGGCGAUUUUAUUUUACACACCAAGAUGGCUGUGGAAAUCUUGGGAAGGUGGCAAAAUUCAUGCACUUAUCAUGGACUUAGAUAUAGGAAUUUGUUCCGAAGCCGAGAAAAAACAAAAAAAGAAAUUACUAUUAGAUUACUUAUGGGAAAAUCUAAGGUAUCACAACUGGUGGGCUUACAGAUACUACGUGUGCGAAUUACUGGCACUCAUAAAUGUGAUAGGUCAAAUGUUUCUUAUGAAUCGAUUUUUCGAUGGCGAAUUUUUGCAAUUUGGCUGGAAGGUUAUAAAAUAUAUGGAGGACGAUCAAGAAGAUCGAAUGGAUCCCAUGAUCUACAUAUUCCCUAGAAUGACCAAAUGUACAUUUUUUAAAUACGGUUCAAGCGGGGAGGUGGAGAAACACGACGCCAUUUGCAUACUGCCAUUAAAUGUUGUUAAUGAGAAAAUAUACAUUUUCCUUUGGUUUUGGUUCAUACUUUUAACGUUUCUAACACUGUUAACGUUAAUAUACAGGGUGGUAAUUAUAUUUUCACCACGCAUGAGGGUGUACUUGUUUCGUAUGCGAUUUAGGUUAGUGCGUCGAGACGCUAUUGAAAUAAUCGUUCGUCGGUCGAAGAUGGGCGAUUGGUUUUUAUUAUAUUUAUUAGGUGAAAAUAUAGAUACGGUUAUAUUUCGUGAUGUUGUACAGGAUUUAGCCAAUCGUUUAGGACAUAACCAACACCAUAGGGUGCCUGGACUGAAAGGUGAAAUACAGGAUGCAUGAUAUUGGGAGUAUUAGAAAGUAUACAAAAUGCAAUUUGUCGUCUCAAUAUAACCGUCACUAUCACAAAUAAUAAUAUCAACACCAAAACCGCUUUAGUAACAGCAGCAGUAGCACCGGCUUCCAAAAAUUCUCACCAAUGCAAAACUAAUAAAAAUAAAAACUACAGAAAAACUCCAAAAAAAGCGAAACCACAUUAACGCCAUCAGUUUCACAGGCAUUUAAUAUAAUCCGCUACAAAUACAUUUUCUAAGAAAUAAAUAAAAAAAAGCAGAAAACUUUCAUAAUAGACGAUGUUAGUGUAAACCAAAAGUCAAACAGUGUGUGACAGCGACGAAUUGUUUAUACAUAUAUGUGUGCGAAUGUGUGUAAACUAAACAAUUAAGCGUAGCAUAUGUUAGGAAUAGCAAAUAAGCGCGUUCAAGCAGACGAUCUCACCUACAUUCGUAAAUCAUCGAGACGCAUCCAAAUAUUCAUAGCUUGUCAUGUUAUAUUAACAAAGGAAAAGUACUACGACUGAGACGACACCCGCGAAAGAUUGCAUUAUUGUAAAGAGCCAACAAGGACAAGUCAGCAGUCAGCCAGCCAACCAGCCAGCAAAGGGCUGCGUUUACUUCACCAAUAACAGGCAAAUUCAGCAUCCCCACAACUACAUACAUCACAUCACAUUGCAUCGCAUCGAUACAUUCACAUGUAGCUCGAAAGUCAGAGCUUUGCAGUGGUGUACUUGUCGCCGGCAAAGAAGGAAGGAGGUGUGGAGAGCUCUCAUCUUUUAUAUAAAACUCUACCAAAAGAAAGAAACCAAAAAAAUCUAUCAUUGCGCCGACAGCACACCAACUUACACCAAUACUUGCAUAUACAUAUAUGUAUUUUAUAUAAAAUAAAAAUAAAAAAAAAAUAAAAAAUAUUAAUUCCAAUAUCAUAAGCUGAAAUAAUUAGCAUUACAACGACAACAAGAUUAGUGUAAUUCAUUUCAUAGUUAAUCAGGAGUACUGUACGACACACGCAUACAUACAAAACAGUUGAAACGAAAAACCAAAACAAGAACAAAUAACCAGUAAACGUAUUGUAAUUAUACAAAAUCAUAUGAAAGUUUUAUGAAAUAUGCAGAAUAGCCAUGAUAACUCAUAAACAACUACAACAAUUCAGAUAUAAGCAAAAAUAAUCAUCAAAGCAUACAUACAUACGAACAUACAUACAUAAAUACAUACAUACAUAUAUAGCGCGCCUCAUUAAAUAACCGAUAAAAGUAGCAUUUAAUCUGAAGACAUACUCGUGCGUCUGUACAUGAGAGCAUUCAUGCAUACAUUGCAAUAAGCAAAUACAAAUAGUAAAUAAACGAAUAAAUUUUUAAUUAAAAUUAAAAUUAUAAUAUAAAGUAUGAAUGAACUUACAAACGAGAUGAGACAAGAUUAUAUCAUUAUGAAAUAGUUACGUCAGUGCAACGUAAAUUACCGUUAAGAAAUAGUUAGUGAAACCAAAUACACUGCAUAUUUAUAUAAGUAUAUAACAUAUAUUUCUUAAGUUCAGUCUUACUUAGGUUGGUGCAUUAACAUACACAAAUGCAGGUAUUAUAGUGAAGCCAAGGCGAUAAUGAGCUGUUUUUCACAGUACAUACAUAUAUAA